Molecule: messenger RNA, 1613 nt
Organism: Orbicella faveolata
Lineage: Eukaryota; Metazoa; Cnidaria; Anthozoa; Scleractinia; Merulinidae
Biological process (GO): cell adhesion
Molecular function (GO): protein binding; carbohydrate binding; calcium ion binding
Source: RefSeq, a predicted model, not a curated record
UGCCUCAGAGAAUUGCAAAACUUUGAUGGAAAACAUGAAGAUAUUAGUGUGAACUGGUUGGCAUUUUCUAAACUUCACAAACCGCUCUUCACUGAACAUGGCUCUGUUAGGUUUUCAAACACAAACCCACCAACAGAUGAAAACAACAACGCUUACUGCGAGUUUGUGCAGUUUGUACGAAGUUAUAGCAUUACACCAUCAGUCCUGAUAUCAGCCAAUCACAGCACAACAGGAAGUGGAAACUUGGCACCAGUUCAUAACGGUAUCACAACAUGGAUUGAGAACAUGAAUACGUCUGGAUUCAGAACUUGUGUCAAGGAACUGUAUGAGACAAGAUAUGAUCCAGUGUCAGUUAGUUAUGCCGUCGUAACAGACAUCUGUGAUCCUGGUUGGAGCUACUUUAAUGGCUACUGCUACUUUACAAGUGUCAGUUGUACAAACUGGACCACAGCGGUGCAAAAAUGUCGACAAGAAGACUCGGUCCUUGUUGAUGUCAGCAGCAAUGAAGAGAAUGUCUAUUUACAGCAUCGACAUAAUGGCGCCAAAUCUUGGCUGGGCUUGAAUGAUAGAACCAUAGAAGGCAACUUUACUUGGGAGGAUCGAGGAGAAGGAAACUUUACAGCUUGGGCCAAAAAUCAACCAAAUAAUUUCAGAGGAGAAGAUUGUGUGCACGCACUUGGUGUGGAAUACAGCUAUGAAUGGAAUGACGUGCAGUGUAGCGAUUGUCAUCCCUACACUUGUAAGAAAGAUCUAAAUGAAUGUGAUAGAAAUACAAAUGACUGUCAUCAGCAUGCCAGUUGUAGAAAUGAACGUGGAUCAUAUUCAUGCAAGUGUAACCAUGGUUUUAUUGGAGAUGGCUUUAAGUGCGGUCUUCAGGGUUCCUGUUCGGUGAUCAGAAAAUACCUGAGCAGUGUAAGCGGAAAUUACAAAAUUGAUCCAGAUGGACUGAGAGGCCUGGCACCGUUUACUGUUUACUGCGAUAUGGAUGACAAAAAUGGAGUUGGCGUGACAGUCAUCAGUCACGACAGUGAAAGCAGAAUGUCAGUGAAAGGAUGUGAAUCUGGAGGUUGUUACUCACGUGACAUUCAUUACACAGGAGCGAGUCUUUCGCAGCUGGCGGGUCUCACCAGAGUCUCGUCACAAUGUGAACAGUUUAUCAAGUACGAGUGCCAUGGCUCAACAAUGUCUGGGGGAUAUGCCUGGUGGGUGUCACGUGAUUCUAGUAAGAUGACCUACUGGGGCGGAGCGUCACCUGGCAGUGGUAAGUGCGCAUGCGGGAUGACCAACUCAUGUGAUAGCCCAAGUUAUGGUUGUAACUGUGAUUGGGAUAACCCAGUAUGGCGUGAAGACAGCGGUCUCCUGACUGACAAGACACAUCUGCCAGUUAAACAGCUCAGGUUUGGGGAUACAGGCGAUAGCGGUGAGCAAGGUUAUCACACACUGGGAAAACUGAAAUGCUAUGGUAUAGCAUAAACAUUAUUCUAAUGCAGGUUUCUCAACAUUAGAGCUUUUAAGAUGCAAAAAUGUUUGGCCAAGCCCAUCAGAAGGUUUGGCUUUUUGUAGGAAUGUACGGACUACAAUCCAAGUCAUAGCAGCAAAAAUGGCAAAAAAAA